Messenger RNA from Gryllus bimaculatus (two-spotted cricket), 2943 nucleotides. NCBI's taxonomy places the organism in Eukaryota, Metazoa, Arthropoda, Insecta, Orthoptera, Gryllidae. The record is from the annotation of a GenBank genome assembly.
AUGGCGCUAGGCCAGCGCGAGGGGCAUAGAGCCGCAUUAUGGUGCAGCGCCGCGGCCGCGCCGCGAGGAUUAGUGCUGGCCGCCCUUGGCGGCGCUGGAAGCAGCCGAGCAGUUGUCUUUUGCGUUGGCGGCGGCGCGGAGGUUACGUCGUCGUGGCGUUCCCAUCUUUCGCCGCCCCCGCGCGCCCUCUCGCGGGCUGUGGAGCAACUGCUCUUAUCGCGCGCGGCGUCUGCUGCGGCCGGCGCGCGCGCGCCAGCCGCUAAUGAACGCGAGUGGGAGAGAGGGAAAAAAAGAAGACGCUGGGCGCGUUCUUGUUGGCUGAGUGCUGCAUUAAUUGGAGGCGUUGCCCAUGGAGAGCAACUUCUGUGCCGUGAGUUUUCGGAUAGUUUAGUUCCAUGGAAUGUUGGAUGGCCAGAUUACAAUCCGGAUGAUUUUACGGCACCAGUUAUUUUGGGAAAGCCGUGGGCUGAUAGAGAUAUAUCUGAUCCUACUUUUUCCCCUAAAUGGAAUAGUAUAGACGGACAUGUUAACAGACAAAGCUUUGUGAUCAACUAUUCUGUGAAAGACAAAAGACCCUUAAAUCCUGUGGGUCGAACAGGGCUAUCUGGGCGAGGUUUAUUGGGUCGAUGGGGACCAAAUCAUGCUGCUGAUCCUAUUGUUACCAGAUGGAAACGAAAAGGCUCGCGUGACGUGAUUAUUCAUCCAAAAAGUCAGAAGAAGAUUUUGCAGUUGGUUGCUAUUCUGCGAGGAGACUCUGGUGAAUGGGCCGUACCUGGUGGGAUGGUAGACCCUGGUGAGGAAGUGGACGAUACAUUAAAAAGAGAAUUUCUUGAAGAAGCCUGCAAUUCUUUAGAAAAAUCAGACUCUCUAGAGGAGCACAAAGAAAUAAUUGAUUCAUUUUUUGACAAUGGAGAAGUGGUAUACGAAGGUUAUGUCGAUGAUCCAAGAAACACAGAUAAUGCUUGGGUAGAAACAGUUGCUAUGCAUUUUCAUGAUGAUGAUGGUAAUACUACUGGGGUUAUACCACUUCAAGCAGGAGACGAUGCCCCCCCUCCCGCCGCGAAACACUUGUCGGAUCCGCGCGCCUCGCGGAAGGCGAUCGCUGUGGGGCGCGCGCGCGUCGCUUUCUCGCCGCGCCCCUCGCGGCGCGGAGUCUUCUGCCGCGCCUUUCGCCCUGGAGCGGCGCCAGAGCUGCAGCGCAGGCUUUUGUUCUCGUUCCAGUUGGCGAUGGGGCGCAGCGGCUACACCUGCGUGCGCCAUGUCUUCUGCACGCUCAACGUCCUCAUGUGGCUGUGUGGCUGCGGGAUGCUGGGCGCGGGCAUCUGGCUCCGGCUCAGUUAUGCCGGCUACACAGUUUUCACGCCGCAGUUUAGCAUGAUCAGUGCCGACAGCCUGUUCAUUGCAACUGGAGUCAUAAUGUUUGUGGUAGCCUUCUUUGGUUGCUGUGGUUCCUGGUUCCAGAGCCGAUGCAUGCUCAUCACGUACUUCAGCCUCGUGAUCUUCAUGUUCCUUGUGGAGUUCCUGUUUGCAACAUUGGCCUUUGUAUUCAGAGAAAUCCUUGGAAAUACAUUAAAGCAAGAAUUGUUAACAGGAAUCACAAAACAUUAUGAGAAUGACUCUUCCAACAGCUUGUACAAGACGUGGUCUCAUAUCCAUCAUGAGUUCCAUUGUUGUGGUGUUAAGGAUUAUCAAGAUUGGUACUAUAUUUCUGCUUGGCCAGAAAUGAGAUAUGUGCCAAGUUCCUGCUGCAUUCCAAACAUGACAAAUAUUACAGGUUGUGGAAUGAAUGAUCCCCCAGAUAUAGAUAUCAUUUACACACAAGGAUGUGCUGAGCAAGUCCAGAUGUGGUUUGUGGAAAGACUUCACAUCAUUGGAAUCAUUGGCCUUGUUAUAGCAUUUAUUCAGCUGUUUGGACUGAUUUCAUCAAUGUUACUGUUCUGCACAGUCCGGCACAAGAGAAGCUCACAUGCUUACAAGGCAUACAACCCAAACUCAUGAUGCACUAGUUAAGUUACUCCAACUUGUGUGUAGGUCUCAACAAUAAGUGCAUCAAUUCCAUUUUUUGACUAUUCAGAGUCUAACCAAUGAUAAAUUGUACAAAUUUAUUACCUUGUGUUUUGUUACUUUUAUAAUGAGAGAUCUAUGACAUUGAGUGAAUAAGUGUGGAGUAUUGUUAUAACUGCCUCUUCUGAAUUUAGGAGGUAAGGAGGUUGUUACAGGCAGUGGGACCGACACUGUCUAGUUAAUUGAAUUUUUAUAAGAUCUGGUGGAACAUUCUUUUGAGAUGUUCUUAUUAUUUCCAAGAGUAAGAUGGAUACAAAUUUGUGAUUCCUUUCUGAUGCUGUGGUUUUUCAUAUCUCAUAUGUAACAAUAUUCAUUUAUGUAAAAUGCUGUGUUCCUAACAGUAAUUAUCUCUCCAUGAAGCAAGUCUGUAAUCCACUGGCUUCAGUAGCCAAUAUUUUCCAUUAUAUUUAUGCCCAUUUGUAAAUAAACUAUAUUGAUAAAUAAAAUGGAUGCUUACAUUUUAAAAUACUUCUUAAUGUUAUUAAUAUUGUAUUGUUAAGUUUGCUUUUUUAUAUAUACUUUCAAUUUUCCCUAUUGAAAGAAAAUUCAUACCAGUAUUUCCUUUUAUUUUUGUUUUUUGUUUUUUGGCUAUUCAAUUAAUUCAGAAUGGUGCAUAAUCCAAUUCAGUUAUGUUGCAAAUUGAAAUUCUUCGAUAAUAUUACUUAUUGAAGCAAACUCGUUAUUAACUUAUAUUAGAUCUAGAUCCUUAUAAAUCUAACAUCCUUCAAGAUCAUCAUCAUCUUCACUAUUGUUGUUAUCAGUGCUCGAAUCAUAUACAUUCUCUGUCUCAGAUUCUGAUGACCUACAAUUCUUUAAAAAUGUCCUAUAAAAUGACUUAAAUAAAAAUAAAAUGAAAAUAAGUAUGAAAAAUUUGUACGA